Molecule: messenger RNA, 882 nt
Organism: Acanthosepion pharaonis
Lineage: Eukaryota; Metazoa; Mollusca; Cephalopoda; Sepiida; Sepiidae
Source: the annotation of a GenBank genome assembly
AUGGUUUCCUCUCUCCAGCGACUCACUCUAACUUCUUUUCCACUCAGAAGCAUCCAUUUCAUUUCACACUCAUGUGACUUACGACUGAACGUAAACGAACGUAGUAACGUACGACUGAACCGGAACGAACGUGGUGACGUACGACUGAACCUAAACGAGCGUGAUGACGUACGACUGAACUUGAACGAGAAUGGUGGCGUCCGACUGACUCGGAACGAACAUUGUAACUUACGACUGAACCUGACCGAGACUGGUGACGUACGACCUAACCUGAACGAGAGUUGUGUCGUUCGACUGAACCUAAACGAGCGUGGUGACGUACGGCUGAACCUGAACGAAAUUCGUGACGUACGACUGAACCUGAACGAGCAUGGCGAUUUACGACUGAACCGGAAGGAUCGUUGUAACUUACGGCUGAACCUAAACGAACAGUGUGACUUACGUCUAAAACUCACAAAUUUUCUAUCUAUUGCCAAUUACCCUACUAUUCGUCAUAUUUUCUUCAUAUCUAUCUAUACAAUGUUUUGUUUUUCUCAUGCAUGCACAUCUCAAGUGCAGCCUUGCCCGCAGUGGUUCAUCUCUCGGGUCACCACUGACAACGGAUUAAUUUUACUUACUCUUCUUUCUCUCUCUUUUUCUUUCUCUCUCUCUCUCUCUCUCGCUUUCUCUUUCUCUCUCUUUCCUCUUCUCUUUCUUUCUCUCUUUUAUUUCUUUCUUUCUCUCUUCUCUUUCUCUAUUUUAUUUCUCUCUCGUUUUCUCUUUUCUCUCUCUCUAUCUCUUCUAUUUUCUUUCUCUCUCUCUCUCUCUCAAUUUUUGUUUAUUUUAAGACAACAAACAGAGAGAGUAGGUACCUCCACGAAAACAAUCAAUAUACCGUGUUGA